CUUUAGCCCUGGUGAUGUAUUUCCAUUCUCACAGGCAUCUCAUUUGUUCUUCAGAGCCUGUAGAUCCCAAAGAUGAACCCCACAGAUAUAGCGGACACCACGCAGGACGAAAACGCAUACAAUAGUUACUACCUGUACGAAAGCUUGCCCAAGCCUUGCACCAAGGUUGGCAUCAAGGCCUUUGGGGGCCUCUUCCUGCCUCCUCUCUACUCCUUGGUCUUUCUGUUGGGUCUGUUUGGAAAUUCUGUUGUGGUUCUGGUACUGUUCAAAUACAAGAGGCUCAAGUCCAUGACCGAUGUGUACCUGCUCAACCUGGCCAUCUCCGACCUACUGUUCGUACUUUCUCUCCCGUUUUGGGGCUACUAUGCUGCCGACCAGUGGGUUUUUGGGCUCGGCCUGUGCAAGAUUGUUUCAUGGAUGUACCUGGUGGGCUUUUACAGCGGCAUCUUCUUCAUCAUGCUCACGAGCAUAGACAGGUACCUGGCCAUCGUGCAUGCAGUGUUUUCCUUGAAAGCCAGGACUCUGACCUUUGGGGUGAUCACCAGCUUGGUCACGUGGUCAGUGGCUGUGUUCGCCUCUCUUCCGGGCCUCCUGUUCAGCACCUGCUACACAGAGCACAACCAUACGCACUGCAAAACCAAGUACUCAGCCAACUCCACAACCUGGAGAGUCCUCAGCUCCCUGGAGAUCAACGUCCUGGGGCUGCUCAUCCCCCUGGGGAUCAUGCUGUUCUGCUAUUCCAUGAUCAUCCGGACCCUGCAGCACUGUAAGAACGAGAAGAAGACGAGGGCAGUCAGGAUGAUCUUCGCGGUGGUGGUCCUCUUCCUCGGCUUCUGGAUGCCCUACAACGUGGUGCUUUUCCUGGAGACCCUGGUGGAGCUUGAAGUCCUCCAGGACUGUACCUUGGAGAGGUACCUUGAUUAUGCCCUCCAGGCCACGGAAACCCUGGCCUUCGUUCACUGCUGCCUCAAUCCUGUCAUUUACUUCUUCCUCGGCGAGAAGUUCCGCAAGUACAUCGCCCAGCUCUUCAGAACAUGCCGGGGCCCUCUUGCGCUCUGCCAAUACUGUGACUUCCUUCAGAUCUCCUCAGCCGACACCUCCAGCUCCUCUUACACGCAGUCCACUGUGGAUCGCGACCUCCGCGAUGCUUUGUAACACGAGGACGGGGCUAAUGUGGCGUUAACAAGCUCCCCGCACCCGCCACUUGCUCACCUUGUUUUCAGUAAGCGCGGCCUGAGCAGGUGGCUGAGGAAAAUAAGCAAGCAAAGGUCAUGAAAAGAUGGCUUCUCACCCUGCAGGUGUUUCUUUCCCUUUCUCUGUAGAGGUGC
This is a messenger RNA of Acomys russatus (golden spiny mouse), 1328 nucleotides long. It is a transcript of the gene Ccr4, whose product is annotated as C-C motif chemokine receptor 4. The transcript has a single exon. Gene Ontology annotation, cellular component: membrane. The record is from RefSeq and is a predicted model, not a curated record. Gene Ontology annotation, biological process: immune response; G protein-coupled receptor signaling pathway; inflammatory response. NCBI's taxonomy places the organism in Eukaryota, Metazoa, Chordata, Mammalia, Rodentia, Muridae. Gene Ontology annotation, molecular function: C-C chemokine receptor activity. The coding region runs from base 73 to 1155 and encodes 360 amino acids.